Messenger RNA from Synchiropus splendidus (mandarinfish), 852 nucleotides. RefSeq names its product claudin-20-like. Lineage: Eukaryota; Metazoa; Chordata; Actinopteri; Syngnathiformes; Callionymidae. The record is from RefSeq and is a predicted model, not a curated record. The transcript is spliced from 2 exons. Gene Ontology annotation, cellular component: plasma membrane; bicellular tight junction. Gene Ontology annotation, biological process: cell adhesion; bicellular tight junction assembly. The coding region runs from base 154 to 852 and encodes 232 amino acids. Gene Ontology annotation, molecular function: structural molecule activity.
CGUGACUGGUAGCGUGGUACCAAACGUCGGCGUACGUGACCUUCAGGUCCAGGACCAGGAGCGGCAGAAGACCCACAGCCGUUGGACAGAAUGGAUGGAAGAGGCUCUGUCCUGGCUGGUGCUGCAGGGCCGGCUCUGCGGGGCCAGUGAGCCAUGCUGCCGGCCGCCCUGCAGCUGCUGGCGUUCGCCCUGGCCCUGGUGGGUCUCCUGGGCGUCACCCUGGCCACCGUCCUGCCCAACUGGCAGGUGAGUGCCCCCGCCUGGUCCAGCGUCAUGAUGCAGGGUCUGUGGAUGGACUGCGUGUGGCACAGCGCUGGGAUCUUCAGCUGCAGCAUGAAGAACGCGGCGCCCUCUCUGCCCGCCUACCUGCAGGCCACCCGUGCGGCCAUGGUGCUCACCUGCACCGUCUCCAUCUUUGGGAUCUGCCUGGCUUCGCUGGGGCUCAAGUGCACGCGCUGGGGCGGAGGGCCGAGGGCCAAGGGCCGCACGGCCGUGGCUGCCGGCGGCUGCUUCGUCCUGGCCGGCGGCCUGUGCCUGGGUCCGGCCUCCUGGUUCACCAGGGAGGUCGUCAGGGCCUUCCUGACCUCCGACCUGCCGGACAGCAGCAAGUACCAGCCCGGGGCGGCUCUGUGCCUCACCUUCCUGUCGUCCGGCUUCCUCCUGGCAGGGGGCCUCAUCUUCUGUCUGUCCUGUCCGGGGGGGAGAACGCAGCGGCCGGAGCCCGCGGAGCCGGACUGCUUCGUGCUGCAUCAGCGCCGGAGGACAGCGAGUCCCAGGGUCAGACACAAGGUGGGUUGGGUCCAGGAGUGGGACCGCAAGCCAUCCAGUUACAGCAGGCAGGAGUAUGUGUGA